Arabidopsis thaliana (thale cress) is the source of this 675-nucleotide messenger RNA. RefSeq lists its product as uncharacterized. The transcript has a single exon. Bases 1 to 675 code for a protein of 224 amino acids. Lineage: Eukaryota; Viridiplantae; Streptophyta; Magnoliopsida; Brassicales; Brassicaceae. The record is from RefSeq and is marked reviewed.
AUGUCUCUGCUUCUAAACCAACCUUUGAAGCUACUAUGCUUUCGGAGGAAACCUGUACUGGUAAGAUCCUCUCUGAUGCAAACCCCUCCUUGUUCAAUCGUCGGCGUUCAACCUUGUGGAGCUGAUCAUCUCGGGAGACUCGAUGUUAUGAUGAUGUCUCGACGCACUUGCUUGGAAAAGAAGGUACCUCUAGAGUUGGUAAAUAGUGAUCCAAUGGUAACGAUCGGGUCAUCCCAUGGUUGGGUAGCUACUUUGAAGGAGGAUGGUAUAUUGCGUCUCCAAGACGAUCUAAACCCGGUUGCAUCGGAUACAAACCCUAAACGCAUUCCCCUGCCUCCUCUUGUAACUCUGCCUCAUUGCCAAACCCAAAUCGUUCUACUUCAAAUCAAAUCAACACAUUGUGUAUUCUGGCACCUUACCUACAAACAAAUCAACACGUUUCUAACCAAUACAAAUCAACACGCUCAAAAUCAUUUGUUCAUGGAUUCUAAAACACUUUCGAAUCAUAUAAAAAUAAAAAUACAUCAAUUUCAAUCCAAAUACGGACUUAGUGUUAUAUACAUUAUUAAUUCCAUUAACUUGUUGAACCAAAAAAAAAAAUUCCAUGAAAUUGAUUUUGAUAUGGAUUUCUAUAUACUUAAAAAUCUGUUCUUUUGUAAUUUGUAUUUUAACUAA